This is a messenger RNA of Polyodon spathula (Mississippi paddlefish), 2149 nucleotides long. RefSeq names its product tubulin polyglutamylase complex subunit 1-like. Lineage: Eukaryota; Metazoa; Chordata; Actinopteri; Acipenseriformes; Polyodontidae. The coding region runs from base 3 to 860 and encodes 285 amino acids. The record is from RefSeq and is a predicted model, not a curated record. Gene Ontology annotation, molecular function: microtubule binding. Gene Ontology annotation, biological process: protein polyglutamylation. The transcript has 2 exons.
AAAUGGCGAACUCGCUGCAGCCCGGCGUUGGCGGCGCGACCGAUUCGAGAUCCUCCAAACCGGACACCGAGAGCGAGUUCCUGACCCAGGUGGGCGCCGGUGCUGUACUGAGAGGCGCUCUCCUGAAGCUUUUAGAAAUCAGGUCCGAGGACCCCAUCGGUUUCCUGGCGGAGCAUUUUCAAAACCUGGCCCAGAGUUUGGAAAACGGCGAUUCGGGAUGCGCAGUGGAAGGAGGCAACAAGAAGCAGCACCAGCAAGCACUGCAGGAGUUCGAGGAGCAAAAGCAACACAGCAGAGCACUGUGGCACCUUACACAGGCACACCACUCGCAGAGAUCUGCGUUCAACAACAACGUGGCCGUGGCGUUCUCGCUGCUCUCGCGGGACGACAGGAAGAGGAAGCCGGGGCUGAAGGGCAGGGUGUACACGGAGCUGCUGCGGCGCGUCUGCAGGGACAGGGGCGUGGCCGAGCCCGUCUCCGCCCCCCUGAUCAAGAAGCUCCGCUGCCAGGACCACGAGGCCGUGCCCUUCGACCUCUUCCGCCACGGCGUGCUUGCCUGCUUCGUGUUCGCGGACUUCGUGCGGAAAUCCCGCUCGCUGUUCGAGACCGUGUCCCAGUCCGACAGGAGCCUGUGCCGGGCUGUGCUGGGCUCCCUGCGGGACGCCCUGGAGACGACGGGCUGCUCCCACCCGGCCAGGUACCUGGAGGCCAGCGCCAAGCUGACCCCCGGCAGGCUAGCCCAGGCCAUGGACCGAGCGCAGACCCUGGCCAGCGGCACGCCCAGCACGCUCAUGAGCCAGGAGGAGUUCAUUGAGGAGGCCUCGGCUCUGAUCAUCAGCAGGGUGAAGCUGGUCUCCUGAAUCCCUGCUAAGGUGCUGGAAGAUCACAGAAUGAGUCCAGCAACCCAGAGAGGGAAACCCCCAUUGCGUAGCAGUGUGAGGAUCCAUUCCUGGUUUUUAACACGGCGCACAUGAGUUUGUUAUCUCUACACUGUGGCUAAUUAAAACCUGGAAUGGGUGUGAAGCUGCUCUGCAAUAGGAGUCUUAUUUCCAUCCCUAUAGCAAUCUGUUUUUUCAUGUCCGUUAUCUUUUGCCUGGGUCCCAGAUGUGCAGUUUUGAAAGAAACACAUGUUACAGCAAAGAUUUAAACUUGCACUUCAGCGUUUGGAAGCCUUUUAAAUUAUAUAAUGUUUUGUUUUUUUAUGGUUGUUAUUUAUUAAACAUUUUUGUAUUAUUUUGCUGAUGUAAAUAUAAGUCAACUAUAUUUAGACAAGUUUAAAACAAUGAUGUGAAUAAAUCAGCGCUGUACGAUUCUGCACGUCACGGUGCGAACCAGACAACUAAUAAAACCGAAAGUCUCAGCCUCUGUCCUAUCUUUAAAAGAAUAUUGCAUCAGCCUGCUCCCUAACAAACUCCUCGGAAGGGCUGAUGUUGCAACAAAAAAAAAAAGAAGCGAGAGAAGACUUCUAGAACACCUUCCGAGAUGAGGUCGCCAUGCAGGAAAGGGCUGAGACAAAAAGAAAAACAAGUAAUGCUGUGAUACACCCCCAACCCCCUUCUUGCAGAGAAGAGAGCAGCGGUUUCACUGAGUCAUGGAGAGGCGCCCCUACACUAUCUGGAAGUAUAGGUCAGAGACAGGGACGGUGAGGCAGGCACGGUGUAGAGAAUGCUAACUGUUCACGUCGAAAAAAAGGAGAGCAAAUAAAUGACAACAAUAGAACACUUCACAGCCCCAAACCCCAAACCCCAAACCCCAAACCCAGGCUGCGUGACCUAAAACAUUUACAAAAAAUACAAACUUGAAAAGAACCUGUGCGAAAUCUACGAUGGAAUAAAAGAAAAAAAAAAAGUGCACGUGUGAGUUAUCAUUUGGAAAACACAUAAUUUAAAAGCGAGUUAGCCUCUGUCUCAUCGGUGUGCAACCCCGAAACCUCGUUUACACCCCGCGACUCGCAAUCGUCGUGCCUGCUGCCACUCUGCAACGACGCAGCAAAUGACCGCCCUCGUACGUCAUGAGGGAUUGCCGCAAAGCAGUGUGGGGAGUGUAGUCUGACCAAAAGGAAAAAAAAAAAAAAAAAAAAGUUUUAAAAGCGGAUAAAUUGUUUUUAUAAAAUACUUUAAACAGAGCCAGAGCCAAACAUUUAAACGAG